This is a messenger RNA of Talaromyces stipitatus ATCC 10500, 774 nucleotides long. RefSeq lists its product as uncharacterized. NCBI's taxonomy places the organism in Eukaryota, Fungi, Ascomycota, Eurotiomycetes, Eurotiales, Trichocomaceae. The transcript is spliced from 2 exons. The record is from RefSeq and is a predicted model, not a curated record. Bases 1 to 774 code for a protein of 257 amino acids.
AUGGGUCGCCAACCGCCUCGCCACUUAUCCUCAAAACGCAAACGGGAACAAGUUCUGAGCCCUUCAUCCCCCCCCGCUUCAAAGAAGACGCGAUACACAAUGCCAUCGAGAAGUUAUUCGGACGAACCAAUCCCCUCAAUAGAGACGAAACGUGAUUCACAACAGGGAAUAACUCUCAAGGAGGAUGAGCCAGGAUGCGAACUGCCUUCGUCUCCUGUAUUUAUCGAUGAAGGCGUACUCGUUGGUUUUUGGUACGCCGAUGCAAGUGGAAACGGGAGGCGACGGGUAUAUUGCUUGGUUAAAGAAGACUUUGAAUUUGCAUAUCAGGAGGGGAAAGAAUUCAUCCUGAUACGAGACAUCGAUUUUGAUCCGCUGCCUAAAUUUGGUGACUGGCGGGGUGAUGAUACAGAAGAUGAGAACGCUAUGAGCCCAAAAAGGAUAAAAGAGUGGGCGCAGAAAAUGUGGAAGCUCAGAAAUAAGGCCGAAAAUCAGCGCAUGACACUCACAGAUUUGAUCCACCGCGAAUUAAGACAUUGCCAUUCAAACAAGUACUUCCAGCGGCAACCGAACCCAUGGGGGUCACCACUCCCCGGUUACAGUACACAUGGACCAAGUAUUACCGUCAUUACUGCAGACAAUGGCUCCACUAGUGGAGCAGGCAUGUCCACUCGUGGAACUGAUAGCUUUGGGCGCUGUGCUGCUAACGGUAGGCAAAACGGUGUUAGGGUGAGUAGAAGAGCCACCGGACGUGCUGCUAGAAGAUCUAUUACCUAA